Molecule: messenger RNA, 726 nt
Organism: Angiostrongylus costaricensis
Lineage: Eukaryota; Metazoa; Nematoda; Chromadorea; Rhabditida; Metastrongylidae
Source: the annotation of a GenBank genome assembly
UUGCAACAAUUUAGCCAGGCAUUUCCUUUCAUCCUUUCAGUGAAGGGAAGGCAUUGCGUCACAAAUGAGACAUACCUUAUUAACAUCAUACUUUUUUAUUUCGUCACCUGCUUUUCCAUAUUGGACCAUUUAAUAUGGUUUAGAUGUGAGCGAUGCCGGUUUGCCAAAUUUCCGACGGAAUAUGCUCUUAUUUCCCACUGCAAGAAUGAUCACGAAUUGAAGGAGUUUUUCGUUAGUUAUUGCUCAUAUCGUUUACGUCGUUUUUUAUCGGUACCAAUUUUUUUCAUAUUACCAUUGUCUCUUACAGUUGAACCGGCAGUGUCGUCAUCUGAACAUGUCGGCGUCAUGCAAUCGAGCUCAGGAUCUUCUGCGAUCAGUUAUGUUGUGAGUUCCGACGAAUGUUGUGUGUGUUCUGCUUUCAAUAAUGAAUGUAAACCAUCGUCUCCUUUCCAGCCUAAGGAUGCGGUGAUAUGUCAGAUAUGUGGUCUAAAAGUGUCGAAUCAGCGUUCCAGCCUCGUAUAUCAUGCAAAUACAAAGCAUAUUAAGCUGAAUCUCUAUCAAUGUGCAGUAUGUCAGAAGACGUGGCAGACUAUAGCAAAGUCAGAUGUCUUGAAGCACGUGAAGGUUCAUCAUACCUAUUAUAGGCGAUCCACAACGUUAAGAAUGUUCACUGCACGUUGCUUUCCACCGAAGCCGUCUCCAUUGGCGUGCGAACCCUCAGCAUAA